AUGGACGUGCUGCAGAUAAAUCCUCAAAAUGUAUUUGAUACAGAACUAUACGAAAGGGUGCUGGACCCUAAGGAAUGUCAAAAGCAAUUGAGUUAUUUGUCGAACAGCUCUUUGGUGUUGCAAUUUCUAGACGCAAGCGCUAAAAUACCAAGUGGCCUGUUAUCCCUAAAUCUAGCUGAUUACGGGGAUUACUAUGAGUGCCUCGCCAUAGACCAUUCGGUGCAUGAUAUGCACAUACAGGGAAAGUUCUGUGUGAUCAACAUACCAUUCACACAGAAAUCGAGCAAAUUAAACAUGUAUUGGAAAAGCCAGAUGCCGAAAUUCACAACCAACGAUAUUCUAGAUCUGCUGCCGGAGCAGUUGGUGAUUUAUUUCAGAUCUCUGUUUCAGAAUGUAGAAAAUUCGCCUGUGGUGAAGGAUAUUGCAGAAGACAUCAGUCGAAUCUACACCAGUUUCUCAAUUUACACAAAUACGAGACGUUUGGUCAAUUUCCAAACACAUAAAUAUGCUUUAGAGUGUGUUGAUGGUAUUCGAACGUUAUCGAUGCUAUGGGUUUUAUGUGGACACACGUACAUAUUUACGUUUAUGUCGCCUCCGCACAAUAUGUCAUAUGUUAUACAGUGGACGUCAUAUUUUACCAGUACAUGGAUAUCAGCGUGCCCCAUCGUUGUGGAUACAUUUUUCGCUCUCAGCGGAAUAUUAUGCAUAUACGUCAUACCAGACAAUAUAACCACAAAACAAUUUGUGAAGUUCAUCCCCGUAUUCUACCUCUAUCGGAUCCUGCGGAUGCUCCCUCUCUUGGCCACAAUAGUUCUCUUCCAGUCAUCGAUUAUGAUCUGGAUCUCUGACGGCCCCGACUGGGACAAAAUGGCCAUGGCUACGGAAUUCUGUAGACAGCGCUGGUGGACCACCUUGUUGCACAUACAGAACUAUUAUCGACCAUUAGCUCUCUGCGUCUUCCAAUCUUGGUAUAUAGCAGUGGAUACUCAACUAUAUUUGCUGAGUCCUUUUAUAAUAGUGUUCCUUCUGGGGUCUUCGUUGGUCGCCUGGAUUACCUUAACCACUGUUGGCUAUUGUGAAUCUUUCGCGAACUUCUUCCAAGAUUUUUAUUUGAACACUGCGACUCGUGCCUCUCCUUUUGUUAUGGGUAUAUUAUUUGGUUAUGUUUUGAAGCAACGUCGCGGAAAGAGAAUUGAAAUACCCAUGGUAAGUAAAUACGCUAUAGCUCUUUGGAUAACAGCGUUUGCUAGCAUGGCAUACUGUGUCUUUGCUAUCUAUGAAACGGUCCAAAUACCUUAUGAGUUCAGUUGGUUUGAUGCGAUUUUGAACUCUGUUAUGAGAGGAUUAUGGGGUACUUCAAUAUGUUGGAUGGUACUAGCAUGUGUUCAUGGUUAUGGUGGACCGAUCAACUGGUUCCUAUCGUUACCGCUGUGGAAGCUACCAGCCCGACUGUCGUAUGCGGUGUACUUGUCGCAUUUGCAAAUAUUACAAAUAAUGAAAAGUUCUACUGUGAAGCUACAGUAUUUCACUGAACUGGAAAUGGUGUAUGAAAUAGCCGUGCGUCUACGACCCGAAAAGAAGCCACAAGAUAGCGCGGCUAAAGAUGAAGAUUUCAGCAGUGAAGAUAAAAGCAGAUAG
Zerene cesonia (dogface butterfly) is the source of this 1638-nucleotide messenger RNA. Its product is annotated as nose resistant to fluoxetine protein 6-like. Gene Ontology annotation, molecular function: acyltransferase activity, transferring groups other than amino-acyl groups. The record is from RefSeq and is a predicted model, not a curated record. NCBI's taxonomy places the organism in Eukaryota, Metazoa, Arthropoda, Insecta, Lepidoptera, Pieridae. The coding region runs from base 1 to 1638 and encodes 545 amino acids. The transcript has 12 exons.